Molecule: messenger RNA, 357 nt
Organism: Knipowitschia caucasica
Lineage: Eukaryota; Metazoa; Chordata; Actinopteri; Gobiiformes; Gobiidae
Source: the annotation of a GenBank genome assembly
AUGGACUACGAUCCGGAGGUUGGAGUGACCACGGAGCCACAGGACAAAGUGUCUGCGCUGAAGAGCCAGGUGGACGGAGUGAAAAACAUCAUGACGCAGAACGUGGACCGGAUCCUGGCGCGAGGAGAGCGACUCGACGACCUCAUGGGCAAAUCUGAAGACCUGCAGGCCGGGGCACAGACCUUCAAACAGACGUCCACCAAAGUCGCCCGCUCGUACUGGUGGAAGAACGUGAAGCUGGUGGUGAUCAUCGUGGUGGUGGUGGUCAUCAUCAUCCUCAUCAUCAUCCUCCUGGCCACUGGAGUCAUCCCGACCGGCUCAUCGAUCCCGCCCAUUGCCCCCACUCACAAGCCAUAA